AUGUCAAAGCUGCGUCAGCACGAUCCAGACUGCAUUAUGUCUUAUGAAUGGGGUCAGUGUCGUCGAUAAAUCCUAGCUAAGCUGAAUGAACAAGGGUUUAGAGUAAACUUAUCCGAUCCCAACGGAAGUGGAUCCAUCUCAAUGGAAUUUGAUCCAUUGAAAUCUUCCCUGCGUUUGUCGCCUGAUAAGGCUUAUCUACUUAUUGACGCUGUUCCAUCCUCUGAGACUGAAGGGUUGCGACAACUCCUCGAUCUCUCAUCUCUAAGUAGUCUCACUGUCUGUCGCGUGGAAGAGAAGUAUUGCCAUCUUGUUGAACUUUCCAAAGACCUUGAUACGCGUACUAUCGCUGACACUCUAUCGGACAAGGGAUUUCCAUCUGCCAGGAUUACCCCUGUUGGCACGGAUUUUGAGAUUUGUGUCUCCGUCUAUGGUGUAUGCUGUAAAGCCUGUGAGGACAAGGUUUUGGAUGUCCUCAGGCACACGCUUCCCAUUAACACAUUCGAGGUGGCUAUGGGUCAUGAUGAAAUCAUUCUAACUCUUCCUUCUUCAUCAACCUCAUCUACAGACUUCCUAGCAGAUCUUCACUUGACCCAGAUGCACAAAGUUAUCACACAUCUCGGCUAUAGCUGUCAUCUGCGUGAUCCUCCGAGCAUCUCUUGUCCUUCAAACUCAAACAGUUCCAGUGAGGCGCUUUUCUUUUUGGCAGGGCACUACCAUUCUUGUACAGACGUCAAAUGUUAUUUCACUCUGUUUAAACGCCUUUGUCAUUUCAGACGAGAAUUGUACCGCAAAUGA
Messenger RNA from Hydatigera taeniaeformis, 795 nucleotides. Lineage: Eukaryota; Metazoa; Platyhelminthes; Cestoda; Cyclophyllidea; Taeniidae. The record is from the annotation of a GenBank genome assembly.